Messenger RNA from Aphanomyces astaci, 1590 nucleotides. RefSeq lists its product as hypothetical. Gene Ontology annotation, molecular function: symporter activity. Gene Ontology annotation, cellular component: membrane. The transcript has a single exon. Bases 47 to 1420 code for a protein of 457 amino acids. NCBI's taxonomy places the organism in Eukaryota, Oomycota, Saprolegniomycetes, Saprolegniales, Verrucalvaceae. The record is from RefSeq and is a predicted model, not a curated record.
UGCGGGCAUUGCAUCCAUCCAUCCCUCCACCAAAAAGCAAUCAAGCAUGGUCCUCGUCAACCUGGAUGCUGCCCCCGUCGUCCCCCGCAAGCCACAGACCCUGGUUCGGAAGGUUCUCACGUCGCUGACGUUUUGGAUCCUUGUCGGCACGGCUGUGGGAAUCCUCCUUGGGUCGCAAGCCCCCGACUUUAGCAAGAAGGCGGCGCCGACGGCCAACGUGUUUCUGCGCCCCGUCCAGUUCAUCGUGUUCCCCCUCGUGUUCUCUACGCUGGUGGUCGGGAUCGCCGGCAACGGCGACUUGAAAGCACUUGGGCGGGUCGCAUUGAAGGCGUUCAUUUACUUUGAAGUGGUCACGACGCUCGCUCUCGUGUUGGGGUUGGUCGCAGUCAACUUAGUGAAACCCGGGGACAACGGGUACAAGACGGUGGCCAACCCGAACGUGACCACGUCCGACAAGUUCACGUACGCAAUUUGGAUCAACCACUUGACCCCCAAGACGUGGGGCGAAAUGAUGGGCGGGUCGGGCUCGUCUGAGCUGCUCCAAGUGCUCGUAGCAUCGGUUGUGUUUGGGUGCGCCACGGCGUUGGCCGACCCCAAGUCCAAGCAAAGGGUGCUCGACAUUGCCGACGCCGUCAUGUGGAUUAUGUUCAAGUUUGUGGACAUUGUGAUCUGGACGGCCCCCGUCGGGGUGUGCUUUAGCAUUGCCAGCGCCGUCGCCAACAACGGCGGGCUGUCUGUGUUGUCGAGCCUCGGGCUCCUCGUCGUCACGUUGUACUUGACGCUGGUCGUGUUUAUCCUUGUUGUGUUUGGCCCUGUAUUUGUGUACAUGAAGCUCAACCCGAUCGAGUUUUUCCGAGGUAUGAAGGAACCGCUCAUCAUUGCGUACACCACAGCCACGUCCGAGGCGGCGCUCCCCAAGGUAUUUGAAGCGCUCGAAGCGUUUGGCGUGUCGCCGCAUAUCACGUCGUUCGUCGUGCCCUUUGGGUACUCGUUCAAUUUGGACGGGUCGACGCUGUACUUGACCCUGGCAUCCAUCUUUUGUGCCCAGGCGGCCGGAAUCGAAAAGUCUAUUGGCGAGCAAGUCACGAUGGUGCUCAUGCUCAUGAUCUCGUCCAAGGGCGUGGCCGGCGUCCGCUCCGCCAGUAUCAUUGUCAUCGCCGCCACGUUGGACCAAUUUGCCAUCCCUGCGUGGACCGUGGGGCUCCUCCUGGGUGCCGACUGGUUUAUGGACAUGGCGCGGACGUUCACGAACGUACUUGGCAACUGCCUCGCCGCUGUCGUGAUGGCCAAACUCGAAGGCGAGUUCCGCAAACCAGGAUGGGAAACCCUCCUCCACACAACCCACGACGUCCAAGAAGACAAGGUCGGUGGCCUCGAAGAAGAAUUGAUUGCCGACAAGGAGCGUUACUCGCACAACUAAGUGUGGGCGUGUAUCUCCGUGUAGUGUUCGUUUUCAAAACAACUAGUCAUGUGUAUGAAUACCAUGUAGUAAAAGCUGCGUGUGGUCUUGCUGUAUACAAGUACGUUGUGCCUCCAAACGUGAGCGGACUGUGAUCAUUUCAAUGGCAGUAAUAUAUACGUAUGGGCGCA